Molecule: messenger RNA, 3980 nt
Organism: Rhincodon typus (whale shark)
Lineage: Eukaryota; Metazoa; Chordata; Chondrichthyes; Orectolobiformes; Rhincodontidae
Product: general transcription factor IIE subunit 1-like
Exons: 6
Coding region: 296-1549 (417 amino acids)
Biological process (GO): transcription open complex formation at RNA polymerase II promoter; transcription initiation at RNA polymerase II promoter
Cellular component (GO): transcription factor TFIIE complex
Source: RefSeq, a predicted model, not a curated record
UUGGCAUUUGACUUCUACUUGGUUUAUGAGAUGAUAUUAGACUAUUAUUCUUACCUUAGAUUUUGAUUCCUCUUUAAUGAAGUUUUGUAUAGAUUAUUGUUUGUGACCAACCUGCUAAACAAUACAAGAUGUUACUUUUGUAAAGAAACAUGAGACUUGGUAUAUUCUUACUAAAUUCUUUCAGAUAAAGAUGGCACACUACCAAUGAACAAUUCCUGGAGAAUUUUGAACUUUGUAUUCAGGGGACUUGAGCAUUGCUGGCAAAGACUGCAUUUGUCUGUGCCCAGCAGGUAUCAUGGAUCAAAACAUCAUUACAGAAGUCCCUGCAUCUCUCAAACGCUUAGCAAAGUACAUUGUGCGUGGAUUCUACGGGGUGGAAUACUCACUCACUCUGGACAUUCUCAUUCGCUAUCCCUGUGUGAAGGAGGAUGAUCUGCAACAGCUAUUGAAGUUUGAGAAGAAGCAGCUCCGCUCUGUCCUCAACACCUUGAAAUCUGACAAGUUUCUUAAGAGUCGAAUAAGAGUUGAAACCAAUGCUGACGGUAAAAGUUCCAGACAUAAUUACUAUUACAUCAACUACAAGCUGCUGGUAGAUGUGGUCAAAUACAAACUGGACAUCAUGCGCAGAAAAAUUGAAACUGACGAGAGAAAUUCAAGCACAAGAUCAUCUUUCAAGUGCCCUCUCUGUUUCAGCACAUUUACCGAUUUGGAAGUCAAUCAUUUGUUUGACCCUUACACAGGCAACUUUAACUGCACAUUCUGUCACACUGAGGUAGAAGAAGAUGCUUCCGCAAUACCUAAACGUGAUGCUCGAACACUUCUGGCAACAUUUAAUGAACAAAUUGAACCAAUUUAUGCACUUUUGCAUGAGACGGAAGAUAUUGCUCUUCCAUACGAUCUUUUGGAACCACAACCAACUGAGAUCCCAGAACUGGCAAUAAGCCAGAAUCCGAAGACUCAUGGCCUUAACACUAACGAUCAUACCGAAAAAUGGUCAAAUAAAGCAGUUUGCAAUGACCUCUAUGAGCAAAACAUUGUUGUAGAUGUCCAAGAAUCUGAUGCUAAAUCUAAGAAAAAAACGGUGAAGCCCGUUAAAUCACAGCCCAUCUGGAUGACUGCAAGCACUGUUGAGGGAGCUGGUUUGGACAAAGUGGAGAAUUCAAUUGAACACACCACAUCUGAAAUGCUUGAAGAUGAAACUCUGAAUAGGAAGGUUCCAAAUUCCGAGGUCAUAAAAACACUUAUGAUUCAUGAGAAAAGAUCAAUAACUGGAGCAACCUUCACUUCAAAUGCAAAUCGGAGUGAACCAGAUAGUGAGACCAGUGAAUCUGAGGAUGAGUCAAAGAAUGCAAAACCACCAACAAAAUUGGACCUAAAAGAAGAGGAAAAUGAGUUUGUACCAGAGAAGUCAACAGUUAUGGUUGCUGGAAAGGUGCACCUCUACAGUGAAGUUAGUCAAAAUCCUGAAUUAGUAUCUUUGAUGACAGAAAAAGAACGAGAGAUUUACAUUAGUAUUUCUCAAGAGAUGUUCCAUUUAAUGUAUGAUUAACCUUUUUAGUAUUCAAAUUUUGCUUGUAUUGUGUUAAAUUCAUGAUGUAUUACAAGCUAGCUUUUGCAGACACUAAAUUUUCAAGUAAUUUUCUCUAUGUACUGCAAAGAAAAUUUGAAUCCAGUUCUUGCUGGAAACCAAAUUCACUGUGGUGGUGUCAAAAACGUAAAGUGCUAAUCACUAAUCAAACUAUGGGAGAGAAGUUUCAAAAGCUUGUAGUAUUGUCAGCUUAAUCUGCUCUGUAAGAAUUAUCCAUAAAUUCAACUUCCCUGAAUACAGUAGAAGGGACUCCUUUAAUUUGAAGAAACUAUAUAUAUUUUAGACUGCUUUGUCAUAAAAGCAAAGACCAAUUUGACUAACUACGCUUUCCAAUUUCCUGUGCUAGAGGUGAGAUCGUACACGCAGAGACGUUUUCUGACUACCACGUCUGCUUUCAGUUAUUACUACUAAACAUAACAAUCUCUUCUGAUCUCUGCACUAGUUCUUUACUUUUGGCUUGGAUAUGUUUGGUAUCCAUUCCUAAUUGCACUUGACCUGAGUAACUCUGCUGUGACAUUGGACAGGGCUACGACCUGCGUGUUAUUUUGAGGAUGAUGUCUACGUGGUCAGAAGUUUCAUAGAAUCCCUGCAGCAUCAAAGCAGGCCGUUUGGCACAUCAAGUCCACACGGACCCUCCAAAGAGCAUCCCAUCUAGAUCCACACCACUACCCUAUCCCUGUAAUGCUCCAUUUCCCAGGGCUGAUCUGCUUAGCUUGCACAACCCUGGACACUAUGGGUAAUUUAGCAUAGCCAAUCCACCUAGCCUGCACAUCUUUGGACUGUGGGAGGAAACUGGAGCACCUAGAGGAAACCCACACAGACACUGGGAGAAAUUGCACACUCCAGACAGUUACCCAAGGCUGGAAUCAAACCCAGGUCCCAGGCCCUGUGAGGCAGCAGUGCAAACUACUGAGGCACCAUGCCACCCUCUGCUGUGUAUCUUCAUUUGACUUUAACAUGCUGAUUCUUGGCAAACUUAAUUGAAUGUCCCAUGAGGUAGCGGAUCCUGGCACAUACAAUUUGCCUUUGCCACUGCUGCCCUGCCUCAAAAAAAAUUUGGAUUUGAGAUGUGUUGCAACUUGACCAAUAGGUGGUUGUUUUUAAAUGAAUGAAUAAUUCUGAUCUGGUAGCAGUUCCUCCAGUCUUUUUAAUGACAUUAGAAUCCCUGCAGUGGAGAAAGAGAGGCCAUUAGGUCCGUUUUGAGCCUGCACCUACCCUCCACCCAGUCUUGUUCUCAACCGCACACCCCCACCCUAUCCCUGUAACCUUGCAUGGAGCUUUUACCAUGGCUAACUCACCUAACCUGCACAACCCUGGAUACUAAUGGGCUCUUUUAUAUAUAGAGCAUGGCCAAUCUGCCUGCACAUCUUUUGGAUGGUGGGAGGAAACAAGACUAAAUCCACACAGUCACCCAAGGCUGGAAUCAAACCUGACACUGAGGCAACAGUGCUAACUGAGGUGCUCAGUCUGAACACUUGUACGUCCAGCUUCAAGAAGGUUACUAAAGUUUGGGAACAGGCUGGCCAUUGACGUCUGCUACAAACCCUAAUUUUAGGGCCUGAGUGCCACUGUCCAAGCCUUUUAUCCACCAGGGCUGCUACCACACACAACCCAUUAUCAGUUACUAAUGGACACUAUUAACUGCUACUGCUUCUCCCAGGAUGACCAUUGCCUUUGUCUGCCCAUCUCUCGUUCUCUGCUCUCCACACCCUGCCUCAUCUUCAGCAUAUAUUAUCAACCUUUAACUUGCUACAACGGUUCUGACAAAGGGUCAUUGGACCUAAAAUGUUAACUCCGCUUUCUCUCUACAGAAGUUGCUAGACCUGAAUUUUUCCAGCUAUGUCGUGUUUCAUAUUUCCAGCAUCUGCAGUUUUUGUAUCUAAUGUUUGACUUUUGUUGACUUAUGGGGCGGUGACCUUGGCUGCUUAAGAUCACUCAGACAUUAGUAGAAUUAGACCAUUCAGUCCAUCACAUCUACUGUCAAUACGAUCGUGGCUAAUCCUCAAGUCCCCAUUUCCUGAUUAUGGAGGAAAAAGGUAGGAAAGAAUGAGGAUUAAGUAUUGACAUUUAAUGACCCAGAAUUGCACAGAUGGUCACAGACAGCCCUCCUAAGAAAGGUGGCUGCCCAGAUCUCGGAACUGCUCAAUAUAUUAGUUUCUCUUUCAACGUGUAUGGGAAGUGGAACAUAUGGCAAACCAGUACUUGCUUGAUAGUUUUCUUUGUUGAGGCAACAUCUCAAGAAUAGGGUGAGCCUCUUGGAUGCUGAGCUGAAAAUAGUGGCUUGUAAACUGGUGCAGUGAGCAAUAGUAUUGCACUUAUCCACAUCAUGUAGGUUAUGUAAAAGCAAAAUACUGUGGAUGCUGGAGGUCUGAAAAUAAAAACAUAUUGGAGA